This is a messenger RNA of Thamnophis sirtalis, 2567 nucleotides long. It is a transcript of the gene PIP4K2A, whose product is annotated as phosphatidylinositol-5-phosphate 4-kinase type 2 alpha. NCBI's taxonomy places the organism in Eukaryota, Metazoa, Chordata, Lepidosauria, Squamata, Natricidae. Gene Ontology annotation, molecular function: 1-phosphatidylinositol-5-phosphate 4-kinase activity; 1-phosphatidylinositol-4-phosphate 5-kinase activity. Gene Ontology annotation, cellular component: plasma membrane. Gene Ontology annotation, biological process: phosphatidylinositol phosphate biosynthetic process. The record is from RefSeq and is a predicted model, not a curated record.
GAGGGAGAGCGCAGGCCCUUCCAGCGAGCGGUGCGAGCGUCCGGGCUAGGAUGCUCUUGGUAUCGCCCUGCGGGGGCAGCAGCUGCAGCAGUAGCAGAAGCCGUGCCAGGGACUAACCCGCCGCUUCGCUCCCUGCCGCAGCCGCGCUAGCGCCCGACGUGUUGCUGCCUGAGAGACAGCCAGCCAGCAGGGCUGCUUGCUUUUACUGGCCCCUCCUUUCCCGCCGUCUCUUCCUUUCCCUCCCCUGCCCGUUGGCGGCUCCGGGGCACUGACCCUCGCCGUCCUCUUCCUCCUCUUCCUCCUGGGUUGCUCCUCGGCGGCUCCCAUGGCGGCCCCGGGUAAUAUCGUGUCCGUUAUGGCGAGUAAGACCAAGACCAAGAAGAAGCACUUCGUGGCCCAGAAAGUCAAGCUCUUCCGGGCCAGCGAUCCGCUGCUCAGCGUCCUCAUGUGGGGAGUGAACCAUUCGAUCAAUGAACUGAGCCAUGUUCAAAUCCCUAUUAUGCUGAUGCCAGAUGACUUCAAAGCAUAUUCAAAGAUAAAAGUGGACAACCACCUUUUCAAUAAAGAAAACAUGCCAAGCCAUUUCAAAUUCAAAGAAUAUUGUCCAAUGGUUUUUCGUAAUCUGCGAGAGAGGUUUGGAAUUGAUGAUCAAGACUUUCAGAAUUCUCUUACAAGAAGUUGUCCACUUGCUAAUGAUUCUGCAGCUCGGAGUGGUGCCCGAUUCCACAGCUCUUAUGACAAAAGAUAUGUCAUCAAAACUAUAACAAGUGAAGAUGUAGCAGAAAUGCACAAUAUAUUGAAGAAAUACCACCAGUUUAUAGUGGAAUGUCAUGGAAACACACUACUUCCACAAUUUUUGGGCAUGUACCGGCUUACUGUUGAUGGAAUUGAAGUGUACAUGAUUGUGACAAGAAACGUAUUCAGCCAUCGUUUAUCUGUUUAUAGAAAAUAUGAUUUAAAGGGCUCAACAGUAGCAAGAGAAGCUAGUGACAAAGAAAAGGCCAAAGAACUGCCAACAUUUAAAGACAAUGACUUCAUUAAUGAUGGUCAAAAAAUUUACAUUAAUGAAGCCAACAAAAAGAUGUUCCUUGAAAAGCUUAAAAAGGAUGUUGAGUUCCUUGCUCAAUUAAAACUCAUGGAUUACAGCUUGCUGGUUGGAAUUCAUGAUGUUGAACGAGCUGAGCAAGAGGAAGUAGAAUGUGAAGAGAAUGAGGAAGAGGAAGGAGAAAGUGAUGGGACUCACCCAGUUGGAACACCUCCAGAUAGCCCAGGAAAUACACUGAACAGUUUGCAGCCUUUAGCCCCAGGAGAAUUUGAUCCAACCAUUGAUGUUUAUGGUAUAAAAUGCCAUGAAAAUGCAGCUAGAAAAGAGGUAUACUUCAUGGCUAUUAUUGACAUUCUUACUCAUUAUGACGCCAAAAAGAAGGCUGCCCAUGCUGCAAAAACUGUGAAACACGGGGCUGGUGCAGAGAUUUCAACAGUUAAUCCUGAACAGUAUUCAAAACGGUUCUUGGACUUUAUUGCCAACAUCUUAACGUAACCUAAUGCUCUUUUGGACUGUAUAAGGUCUGGAAGAAGAAGCAAAUUGCUACAAGUGUGUAAAGGGUCUUUAAGAAAGCUUCUUUUAAAAGGAACUCGUUCUCUCUCUUGCAGAAAGCAGCCCCCACCCCACCCCUCCCAUUUACAUCUGCUGGCAAAGAUGACUUACUGGGGUGAAAUAUUUGCUUUUACAGCUGCCUGAUUAUGCCCAGCAUAGUUUUAGCUAUUUCUGACAUGUAUGUGUGUGUGAGACUGUAUGUGUGUAUGAGUGUGCAAAAAUGGAUAUAAAUUAACUAAUAAUAACUAAAAUAGAUCAGCUCCUACUCAAUGUGCAUUGCAACAACACCUCUCUGUGGAUAUUAGCUGAAAUAGAAUGAAUGCGAAAAAGAUAUUGUGGAAAGGGAAGGAAAAUCUAUGUGCAUGUUGGAACCUACAAUAUUGGAAUCAAAGCUGUAAACUGUGGAUCAGUUUAAAAUUUGAACUGAAAGAUGCAAGAUAAUAUAGGUGGUAAUUAUGACUCUGAUCUUAUUGUGAAUGUUACACUUAACAACCCUGCAUGUUUGCACUCCUUAAGAAUAACCCCCAUUUGCUGGAAGCUUUUCCUCUUGGCAGUUUUUUUUAAAACCUAUAUUACUAAGUAAGCCCAUUGCAACAGGAAAGAGUCUUCCAGCAACACAGAAGUUUGGCUCUUGUUUUAUUAAAUUCUGAUGCCAUAAUCAUUCUGUGUAUUUGCCAAGGGCAAAACUCAUUUUGAGAAUCAGGGUGGGAAAAAAUAUAGACUGUUUAAUUGUCUUGUAACAUGGAGAUUUUGCAUUGUAUGUUUAUCAUAUAGAAACUGAGUAUAGUAUAAAGAAAUUCAAGUAUGCUUUUUAGAAAAAAUUAAUUGUUAGGGGCAAUAAUGGCAUUUUCCCCACAUGAACAAAGAUGUAGAAAGGUUUGCUCAUCUGUAAGAGAUCAAAAGAAGACAUUAAAUGCUUAUAUGUGCUGUUUUUAAAAUAUUUUAUUAAAAUAUUCUUUUCUAAGCCCUA